AUGGCUUCAAAUUGUUUUGUGGAAAAGUAUGACAACAUGUCGUCACCGGUGGCCACCCGUAGGGAUACCCCUCACGUCAACUCAGCCACGACAUCCACGUCGCUAUUAUGUGAUUCAGUGAUCGACCACCUGAUUGACUUGGAGGGGUACGACAAAAAGUUUGACCACUUAUUGCCCGAUAUUAUUGACAUAUCAACUGAUGGUGAACUGGGAGUAGGAGGUUCAAAGUUAGACAAAAUAUGUCAGGAAGUGGUCCAGAAGUUGAAUUGUGUGGGAAUGUGUGUUAUCGACAACUUCUUGGACGAUGUCGCCCCUCAUAUCCACAAUGAAGUCUACAAUCUGUACGAUUCGACAGACUUCACGUACGGAAUGCUGUAUAAUAACAAUACGAUUAGGAAUAUCAGGGGAGACCUCAUAUAUUGGAUAACCGGGAAUGAAGUGAAUUGCCCUCACGUUCACGAUCUCAUCAAAACAUUUGACUUAAUUGUAUUCAAAUGUAACAAAAUGAAUAACAAUGGACUGCUGGGUGUCUAUAACAUUACUAGUCGUACGCCAGCUAUGUUAGCGUGUUUUCCAGGCAAUGGAUCUCGUUUCAUGAAACACGCGGACAACUAUUCAGGUGACGGCCGAUGUAUUACUUGUAUAUAUUAUGUGAAUAAGGAGUGGCAGUAUUUGAGGGACGGGGGUUGUCUACGCGUAUACCCGACCCAAAUGCAAAUGAACGUCCCAUUCGUGGACGUGGAGCCGGUGUACGACCGACUGGUGCUGUUUUGGUCGGACCGACGCAAUCUGCACGAAGUAAUGCCGGCCAACAGAUUCCGGUUUGCGGUCACUGUUUGGUACUUCGAUGACGAGGAAAGGCGUCGAUACAAGACAUACCGAACCCUCACAUAAACGCUUACUUAACCAUAAACUCGAGAC
This is a messenger RNA of Oppiella nova, 921 nucleotides long. Lineage: Eukaryota; Metazoa; Arthropoda; Arachnida; Sarcoptiformes; Oppiidae. The record is from the annotation of a GenBank genome assembly.